This is a messenger RNA of Ochotona curzoniae (black-lipped pika), 3555 nucleotides long. RefSeq names its product transmembrane channel like 5 (gene TMC5). The transcript has 20 exons. The record is from RefSeq and is a predicted model, not a curated record. Gene Ontology annotation, cellular component: plasma membrane. Gene Ontology annotation, molecular function: mechanosensitive monoatomic ion channel activity. NCBI's taxonomy places the organism in Eukaryota, Metazoa, Chordata, Mammalia, Lagomorpha, Ochotonidae. The coding region runs from base 1 to 2925 and encodes 974 amino acids.
AUGUCUGCCUACUACAGGAAUAGAAGCUAUGAGGAGGAUUCAGGUUACCCUCCCUACGCAGGCUCUCAGAACCACAGGAGGGGGCUUUCAAACACUCAGGAUUCUCCAGGUUUUCAAGAUCCUCCGAAUAUUUUAGAUUAUCCCAGUUCCAGGAAUACUUCCUUCUCUGCAGGUUCCAGAGCAAGUCCAGAGUAUCCUAGAGCUCUGCCUGAGCCUGAUUACAUUGCCUCUGAGAACAGUCCGUACCACCCAGACUCGCCUCAACGGUCAGGAUAUGGUGGAGCUCAGCGAAAUCCCAAUUUCACAGGUUCCAGAAACAGUGGAAACUACAAAGGCUCUAGAACAAGCCCAGAUUACCUUGACUCCCUGGGAGAACCAGACUACCCUGGGGCCCAGGGCACCUUCAGCUCUCCGGGCCCCAGAGCCAGUUCCAACCUUCCAGGCUCCAGAAGGAAUUUACACUAUGCUCAUUCCAGAGUCAGCCCGUAUACAGAAUCGCUUCUGGGACAACCUGAUUAUCCAGGGGCUGAGACUGAACCCCGUUCUUCACACUUCUUCGGGGAACCAGACUCUCAUGGUGCUGAGAAUUUCCAGAACUCUCCAGACUUUUGGGGAAACCCUGAUUACCCAGGUGCUGAAGAUGGUCAUCAUUAUGGCACUUCUGAAAGCCUGGAAGCAAGCAGACGGUACGUGCUCAUCAGAACAUCUUCAAUUCAGCCCUCUUUUCAUUGCAGUGGUAAUGGCCCCUUGGGCAUGGUUGGUGGAAACCAUGAAGAUUAUCCUGACACUGUUGAAAUGGUAGCUGUGGGAACGGCAAGUCUGGAUGGCCUCCUACUGGGUGCUCCUGGAAGUGGCUAUGUGAAUACUGCUUUUGUGGGUGAAGGUAGCCCCCUCUGUGCUUAUGGAAACCCACCGCUGACUGGAUCUGACUGGUGCAAGUCACCCCAAGGACAAAAGUUAAUUGCAUCUCUGAUUCCCAUGACAUCUAGAGACAGAAUUAAAACCAUUAGGAACCAGCCACGGACCAUGGAUGAGAAGAGGAACCUGAGGAAAACAGUCGACAAGGAGAAGAGUAAGCAAUCCAAUCGUGUCCUUGAGUUCAAUUGCUGUGCACAAUGUCUGAACUCCCUUUCUCUGGGUUACCGGAGAUCCAAGAGCAACCUGUCGGAGCUCCUCAACUCCAUCAGCUUGUGGCAGAAGACGCUCAAGGUCAUUGGAGGCAAAUUCGGAACGAGCGUCCUAUCCUAUUUCAACUUCCUGCGGUGGCUCUUGAAGUUCAACAUCUUCUCCUUCAUCUUGAACUUCAGUUUCCUCACAAUCCCUCAGUUCACUGUGGCUGAGAAGAACACCCUGCAGUUCACUGGGCUGGAAUUCCUCACGGGGGCGGGUUAUUUUAAGGACACGGUGCUGUACUACGGCUAUUAUACCAAUUCCACCAUCCAGCACGGGCACGGCGGGGUCUCCUACAACAUGCCGCUGGCCUACAUCUUCACCAUCGGGGCCUGUUUGAUCACCUGCUUCUUCAGCUUGCUCUUCAGCAUGGCCAAGUAUUUUCGGAACAAUUUCAUCAACCCUCACAUUUACUCCAGAGGCAUCGCAAAGCUCAUCUUUUGCUGGGACUUCACCGUCACUCACGAAAAGGCCGUCAAGCUUAGGCAAAAGAAUCUCAGCACGGAGAUCCGGGAGAACCUGUCUGAGAUCCGACAGGAGAACGCCAGGUUCACGUUUCACCAGCAGCUGACUCGCUUCUCUGCUCAUGUGGUCGCCUGGGUGGUCUCCACUGGCAUGGCCGUGGCCUGCUGCGUGGCCGUCUACUACCUGGCCGAGUACAACUCAGAGUUCCUGAAGACGCACAGGAACCCCUGGGCGGUACUGCUGCUGCCAUUCGUGGUGUCCUGCAUCAACCUGGUGGUGCCGCGCUUCUACUCCAUGUUCAGGCUGGUGGAGCGCUAUGAGAUGCCGCGGCAUGAGGUCUACACUCUCCUCAUCCGAAACAUCUUCCUGAAAAUGUCCAUCAUUGGAAUUCUUUGUUACUAUUGGCUCAACAUCGUGGCCCUGUCUGGAGAGGAGUGUUGGGAGACCCUCAUCGGCCAGGAAAUCUACCGGCUCCUUCUGAUGGAUUUCGUGUUCUCUGUAGCAGAUUCCUUGCUGGGAGAGUUUCUAAGGAGAAUCAUCGGAAUGCGGUUUAUCACGAGUCUUGGCUUACAGGAGUUUGACAUUGCCAGGAACGUUCUAGAACUGAUCUAUGCACAAACUCUGGUGUGGAUUGGAAUCUUCUUCUGCCCUCUGCUGCCCUUUAUCCAAAUGAUUUCUCUUUUCAUCAUGUUUUACGUCAAAAAUAUCAGCCUAAUGAUGAAUUUCCAGCCACCCAGCAAAGCCUGGCGGGCCUCACAGAUGAUGACCCUCUUCAUCUUGCUGCUCUUUUUCCCAUCCUUCACCGGAGUCCUGUGCACCUUGGCCAUCACCAUCUGGAGAUUGAAACCAUCUGCUGACUGUGGGCCCUUUCGAGGCCUGCCUUUCUUCAUUCACUCCAUCUACAGCUGGAUCGACACCCUAAGCCGAAGGCCUGGCUACCUGUGGGUGGUUUGGAUCUAUCAGAACCUCAUUGGAAGUGUGCACUUCUUCUUCAUCCUCACUCUUAUUGUGCUAAUCAUCACCUAUCUUUACUGGCAGAUCACGGAGGGAAGAAAAAUAAUGAUUAGGCUUCUCCAUGAGCAGAUUAUUAACGAAGGCAAAGAUAAGAUGUUUCUGAUAGACAAGUUGAUCAAACUCCAGGAUACAGAGAAGAGAGCAAACCCCAGCUCACUCAUUCUGGAAAGGAGAGAGGUGGAGCAUCAAGACCCUUUGCACUUUGGGGACCGUGAAGCUACUCCUGACCUGCGGUACAGGCGAUCUGCUCCGGAGGACAGACCGAAGCCCCGAUGAUUGCUUCAAUAGCCAUGUGCCAAUCAAAGCAGGAAAAAAAGCAAAAGUGGAACAACUGUCUUUGUGAUACCUGAGCCUUUAGGGACUUAACCAAGAAAGGGAAGUUUAAGUCUUUAGCCAGUAGCAGAACCUGACUGUGAAGUAAAUACACCUGGAUUGCUGAGUUUCCAAAACAAAAAUGUUGGAGUUUUUCAAUAAAGACAGUUAUCAUAUUGAGACAAGCUUGUAAAAAUCUGGGAUGAAAGUUACCUGGGGCAUGACACAUUUUAUUGCUGAAAGAUGUGUGGGUCAGUGAUUGGUCCUUAGGAAUUUUGCUUCCCAGGCCUUCCAGACAGGACAACGGCUUAGAUUCCAGAAAAGCUAAACUUGAAUCAACAUGGGAUCCUCAACCAUGGACUUCCUGAAAUCUGUGACCUGCAGAACCUGCAUUUGUUUCAUUUGUGACGUGGAACUAAAAACAUCCCCUUGUCAUCCUCAAGUUCUCCUUUCUGUGUUCUGGCAUGCACAGCACCUCCAUCUUUGGGGUUCAGUUGGGGUAGGGUGGAAUGGGAGACUCUGCCUUUAGAAGGUAGGUGCGCAAUCACUGAUGCUUUAUAUUGGACCAAACAUGGAAGCAGCUGUGAUGGUGUG